AUGGCUCUCCUGCUCAUCCCCUGCUCCCGCGCCCACGCUCGAGCGGGGACCCCCUUGGCCCUCCUUCGGCGUGUCGGUCAAGCAUCCUUGGCUCGUUCGUCGAGGACGACGGGUCCGAGGUGCGUCCCGUCCAAGGGCAAUGGCGAGACCUGCUCCCGACAAGGUGGCCUCGAGGCUCAACAGCAUCGUCGGCCAGCCGUGACGCGGUAUUUGUUUUGGAACUCGAGACCAACCUGGCGGCGAGCGGCCAUCAACACCCUCCGCUGCCUCGUCGGCUGCACGGCCGGCGACUUUUCGGCCCUGUGGUUCCUCCAAACCUGCCACCCAGAGCUGGGUGUGGCACCCAUCAUGGCCAUCUCCAUGGCGAGCGGCUUGACCACGUCGAUGCUGCUCGAGACGGUGCUGCUCCGCCUCGGCCGGGACAAGCUCUCCUGGCCGACGGCGGCGAGGACGGCGGCGGGCAUGAGCCUCAUCUCCAUGCUCACCAUGGAGAUGGCGGAAAACGCCGUCGACUAUCACCUCACCGGUGGCCAGGUCGCCCUGGACGAGCCGGCCUUUUGGCUCGCCGCCACCGUCUCCCUGGCCGCCGGCUUCCUCGCCCCGCUGCCAUACAACUACGCACGACUGAGGAAGCACGGGAAAGGCUGCCACUGA
Drechmeria coniospora is the source of this 654-nucleotide messenger RNA. RefSeq lists its product as uncharacterized. The coding region runs from base 1 to 654 and encodes 217 amino acids. The record is from RefSeq and is a predicted model, not a curated record. The transcript is spliced from 2 exons. Lineage: Eukaryota; Fungi; Ascomycota; Sordariomycetes; Hypocreales; Ophiocordycipitaceae.